AUGAUCGGGGGUCUUCCGGAAGUCCAGAUAGAAUGGAAUCCAGAAAGUCGUUGGAACAAGGCCAGGGACUUGCGCGAUUUGCGUACCUGCCGGGCGUGGCCUGGUGGUUGCGAGUAUGGGCGCGACAGGUCGUCUUCUCCUCGGGGAAGCUUCAGUCGUCGUGAAUGGAAAGAGAGCAGUAUUGAGGACCGGUUGCAGCGCCUCGAGCGGACGGUUCAGUCUUUGAACGACUCAGUUGAGAAAGCCUUGCAGACAAUCGCGCAAGUCUCUCAGAGAGAACCGUCACAUAGGGAGGGGUUACAUAGAGAGCCGCCCGAAGAAGGGCCAUUCCAGUCCCAGAGAGACUUGCUUUGGAGAGAAUCAUCCAAGAGACCGCCCCAGAGACCGCCCCAGAGACAGACCUCCCCCAGACACACUUCCCACCUACAGACUUCCCAGAGAGGAGGCGGUACUCAAAAGCGAGACUCUUCCAAUCCAACAACUGCAGCAGAGAGUAAUAAAGAUUCGCUUUACAUCGCCCCAUCGCAUUCGUUCUCCUUUCUGAGUGACACGUCAGUCAACAUCGAGGCAGUUCCUGGCUCACUGAGCGAAGCAAGUCGGCAAAACGCUUACUCGGAGCUUCAAUAUCUAUCAAAAAGUCUUACCACUGCGCGGGUUGAUCGCCAUCCUUCAGAAGACAUGAACACUUUCUAUGUGCCCUCCAGGGCUAUGGGAUACCGCUUACUGAGUCAAGUCCUGGAGUGCUCUGAGCUUGCCGAACCAUUCUUCCGCAUGCCUUCAGAAGACGUGAUAAAACAGGUAUUAUUCGAACCAGAAAGCGUCCAGGAGAAAGCGUGGGUUGUCUACAUCAAUUAUCUGCUGCUAUCCAACACCUCGCGCGACCAUGACGACAGUGAAGAGAAAGUGAUCCUCCGGCAUAAUGUGAAAGUUGCGCUGAACGAUAGCAACAUCUUUCUUGAACCACGCGAGGCCAAUGUGCAAAUGUUUGCUUUGCUAGCCAUGCAUGGCGAGGAUUAUGCUGCACCAAAUCUAUCCUGGAUGCUAUUGGGUCACGCGUGUCGGCAGGCUGAGGCCCUGGGAUUCCAUUUCCCGGCCCCCCAGCUUUCCGAAUCACUCCAGGAACAACGGCUGUGUCUAUUCUGGCUCUUGUUCAUGAUUGACAAGUCUUGUGCUCUUGCCUUCGGCCGUCCGGCAUUCUUGCCGACAACAUUGUAUCGCGAUGUCCCGCUCCCAUCAGACCGCUCCUUACUCCUAUUUCGUCCCCAUGAUAUCGCAGAACCCAGUAAAGCGCCCACUGUUUCACAUGCCUCUCACUUCGGUAGCCAGUUCCUUCAAAGAUCAUUUGACUUGGCCAAGUUGAUGGGAGCUGCGUUGGAGGCUCUAGCAACAGGGGCGGCCUCGCCCACAAAGAAUAGGAUUGGGUCAAAACUCGACACUUGGUAUUUGGAAGCAAACAGGGGACUAUCAAGAACCGUUGAUCUCGUCAGCGCGUCAUCGAAAAACACCCAUGUUUACGAGAUGAGAUUGGGAAUCGAUAGCCUCAGGUUCCAGUACUUGCACCUCAGGAUUCUGUUGCUCAAGGGGAGUGAGCCGGACUCGGAACAGUGCCUAGAGUUUGCUCGCGAAGCUAUUGGAAUUCUGCCGUCAAUGGUGUCGAACUGGAGCUCGGUGUACAAUGGAGUCAUGUGGCAACUCCUCUACUUCCCCUUCACCCCUUUCUUCGUGAUCUUCGAACAUAUAAUCCACCACCGUGGCCCUCUGCCAGCCCUCCAGCGAGAUUUAGGUCUUCUAGCCAUAACAAUGAACUACUUCGCCGACAUGCAAUCGCAGGUGUGCCUGCUGGCUACUGUCUGCUCCCGCCUCCAGCAUGCUGCCGCUGCAUUCCUUAGACUUGCGCGGGUUCAUGUCUUCCAAGCUGAAACAAGCAAUGUUGCGAAUCCAUCUCGUCUCUCAAUUACGCCACAGAUUGACAGUGAAACUACAGACGCGGCUCACUGUUGCACUCAGACUGACAACAGUCCUGACCCUGUUAAUAUAGGGGAACUAGAUCUCGCUACCUAUCUCGAGUGGCUUCCUUCCGACAUCAAUAUGGACAGUACAUGGUCACUUCUUGGAACAGAGGGGCAGAAUCCGACUACUCGCCCGUCUGCUGGAGGAGGUAGGCGGGCGUUCGAUACGACCUUCGACUGGUUCUCGUGGGAUGCAUACUACGCUGGAACUCAGGCCUGAAUAUUAAUUGAUCUUAUGGAUUGCUCUAUUACAACCGAAAAAACAAAAAAAUAACCACGCGUUAUCUGAAUCUAUAUCUCGCUUCCAAAACGCUAAUAAAUUGCAAACCAACCCAAUAUUCCAGUCCAAUCUCUAAAGAUAAAAUCAAAAUAGAAGAAGCCAGCCAAGAGAUUACCAUCACCUCCACAUCCGAUACUCCCAAUCCUUCAAGACAUCCCAAUGCGUCGACACCCACAGAUCAAACGAAUUCCACGGAUACACGAACCAGUUUUUACCUGUGUCCUUA
Aspergillus heteromorphus CBS 117.55 is the source of this 2515-nucleotide messenger RNA. RefSeq names its product fungal specific transcription factor domain-containing protein. Gene Ontology annotation, biological process: DNA-templated transcription. The coding region runs from base 1 to 2229 and encodes 742 amino acids. The transcript has 6 exons. NCBI's taxonomy places the organism in Eukaryota, Fungi, Ascomycota, Eurotiomycetes, Eurotiales, Aspergillaceae. The record is from RefSeq and is a predicted model, not a curated record. Gene Ontology annotation, molecular function: DNA binding; zinc ion binding.